GCUCACAGGGGUCUGGCCUGCUCAGAGGGAAGCUGGUCAAAGCAGGACUGAGUCGGGGGCCCCCAUCUAGGCCUCUGGCCUGGGGCACAGCCGAGGCCAGAGCAGCAGGAGGACUACAUUUCCCAGAGUCCCCCAAACCCCGGGAGCGAGCCAUUGGAAGAUUUAAAUAGCCCAGGCCCGAGGCAGCCAGGCUGCAGCUGUGGACGUGUCCACCUCCUGGGUGGCUCCAUUGGCGCUGGCCCGCACUGGGGGGCUCGAUUGGCUGCCCAGCUGGCACUGACAUUCCCUGGGAGCCUGGUGGCAGCCGGAGGUAAGCAGCCAUGUGCAGUCCCGCACUCUAUAUUUAACAGCUGCCGCAGAGCAGGAGGGGAGGCCGGGAGCAACGGAGGCUCCAGGCUUCCGUCUUUGGAGAGAAGGGCCUCACAGCCAGGCUGGCACCGGCCCUCGCUGGGUGACUGUCACCAUGCCUGCCUCCCAGAGCCGGGCCCGGGCCCGGGACCGCAACAACAUCCUCAACCGGGCCGAGUUCCUGUCCCUGAACCAGCCCCCGAAGGGGGCGCCGGAGCCCCGCAGCUCGGGCAGGAAGGCCUCGGGCCCCUCGGCACAGCCCUCGUGCCCUGGCGAUGGGGCCCGCGAGCGGCGCCAGUCUCAGCAGCUGCCCGAGGAAGACUGCAUGCAGCUGAACCCCUCCUUCAAGGGCAUCGCCUUCAACUCCCUGCUGGCCAUUGACAUCUGCAUGUCCAAGCGCCUGGGGGUGUGCGCCGGCCGGGCUGCGUCCUGGGCCAGCGCCCGCUCCAUGGUCAAGCUCAUUGGCAUCACAGGCCACGGCAUCCCCUGGAUCGGGGGUACCAUCCUCUGCCUGGUGAAAAGCAGCACGCUGGCCGGCCAGGAGGUGCUCAUGAACCUACUUCUGGCCCUGCUCCUGGACAUCAUGACGGUGGCUGGCGUGCAGAAGCUCAUCAAGCGACGCGGCCCGUUUGAGACGAGCCCCGGCCUCCUGGACUACCUCACCAUGGAUGUCUACGCCUUCCCCGCCGGCCACGCCAGCCGCGCGGCCAUGGUCUCCAAGUUCUUCCUCAGCCACCUGGUGCUGGCGGUGCCCCUGCGCGUCUUGCUGGUGCUCUGGGCCCUCUGCGUGGGCCUGUCUCGGGUCAUGAUCGGCCGCCACCACAUCACCGACGUCCUCUCCGGCUUCGUCAUCGGCUACUUCCAGUUCCGCCUGGUCGAGCUGGUCUGGAUGUCCUCCAACACCUGUCAGAUGCUCAUCUCCGCCUGCUCCCCAGGUGAUUCCACUUACAGGCAAAGUUGAGAACCAUCAACCCUGACCUCCAGGACCCUCAGCUGGAAAAGCCAAUGGCGUCCAUCUCGGGCAUGGCCUGAGCCUCUGAGACUUUAGUCCAGGCAGGUUUCGGAAGAUCUGGGCACCUAACUCUACCGUCCCCACUGUGCAUGAGAAGGAGGGAAGGAUCCCCCCCAGAAACUGGUUUGUGUGUAUCCUGCUUGUGGAAGACGUGCUACUGCCAGAGGCGCUGGGCUAUUAGUUCAGUCGUGUUUGCUCCUGCAGAUGAACCUAAACACCGGCUUUGGGUCAGCAGGUCUGGGCUGCAGCACUGACUUCCCACCAGUGUCUGCGCGACUUUGGGCAAGUCUCUUGACGGCUCAGAUCCUCAGUUUGGGCAUCUCUAAAAUGGGGGGAACGGGGUUGCUUUGAGAAUCGGCUGCCCCAGAGUCUCCAUCCUUGGACAUAACUCUUGGACAUCUCAGGUGGGUAAGCAGAUCAAGUCUCUUCAAUUUCCUUUAUUAAUGAUUUACAGUCCUCAGCAUAUGUCUUUAACCUCCUUGGUUAGGUUUAUUCCUAAGUAUUUAAUUUUUUGGCUGUGACUUUAAAAGAGAUUGGUUUUUUUACAUUCCCUUUCUGAUAUUUCAUCGUUAGUGUAAAGAAACUCAACCGAUUUCCGUAUGUGAAUUUUGUAUCCUGCUACCUUGCUGAAUUUGUUUAUCAGUUCUAGUAGUUUCUGUGUAGAGUCUUUAGGGUUUUCUAUAUAUAGUAUCACGUCAUCUGCACAUAAUGACAACUUUACCUCUUCCUUUCCAGUUUAGAAAACGUUUAUUUCUUUUUCUAGUCUGAUUUGCUGUAGCUAGGACUUCCAAUACUAUGCUGAACAGAAGUGGUGAGAGUGGGCAUCCUUGUCUUGUUCCAGAUUUUAGCAAGAAGGCGUUCAGCUUUUCACCAUUGAGUAUUACAUUGGCUGUAGGUUUGUCAUAAAUAGCUUUUAUUAUGUUGAGAUAUGUUCCCUCUAUACCCACUUUGGUAAGAGUUUUUAUCAUGAAUGGAUGUUGAAUUUUAUCAAAUGCUUUUUCUGUAUCUAUUGAGAUGAUCACGUGAUUUUUAUCUUUUGUUGAUGUGGUGUAUCCCAUUGAUCGAUUAGCGUAUGUUGAACCAUCCUUGUGAACUUGGGAUGAAUCCCACUUGGUCGUGGUGUGUAUGAUCUUUUUAAUGUGUUGUUGGAUUCGGUUUGCUAGUAUUUGUUGAGAAUUUUUACAUCUAUAUUCAUUAAAGUUAUUGGUCUGUCA
Globicephala melas (long-finned pilot whale) is the source of this 2574-nucleotide messenger RNA. RefSeq names its product phospholipid phosphatase 7 (inactive) (gene PLPP7). NCBI's taxonomy places the organism in Eukaryota, Metazoa, Chordata, Mammalia, Artiodactyla, Delphinidae. The record is from RefSeq and is a predicted model, not a curated record. Gene Ontology annotation, molecular function: sphingosine-1-phosphate phosphatase activity. Gene Ontology annotation, cellular component: nuclear envelope.